Saprolegnia parasitica CBS 223.65 is the source of this 937-nucleotide messenger RNA. RefSeq lists its product as hypothetical. Lineage: Eukaryota; Oomycota; Saprolegniomycetes; Saprolegniales; Saprolegniaceae. The transcript is spliced from 3 exons. The coding region runs from base 56 to 910 and encodes 284 amino acids. The record is from RefSeq and is a predicted model, not a curated record.
UGACCAAUCAAAGCGGUGGGAUUGGCAUAUCCAAGAAGCGAGAGAAGCGAGCAAGAUGCAGCAAGUCUGCGACUGGUCGAUGGCCGUGCCGGUCGCCCGUGGUCGCCUCAUGCCCAUGGCGCCUCUGGUUAUGAAGGGCGAUCCAGGCUCGGGGAGGCUCGUGCUGGACUUGUCCCUGCCCGUGCCGCCACCACGGUGCGCCGUUGGCAUCUGGCAAGCUACCACGGGCGUGAAGAAGGAAGAGAAGUUUCCAAGCCCCGCGCCUCUUGUUGUUUCGCCGAGUCAAAUACCAAAGCGCCCAUACCCCGAAGAGGCGUACGCUAGCAACGUACGCAACGUGCGGCGCGCAUUUGACCGGCGCUGCUCCGUCGAAAGUCCCAGCAAGUCCUCGCCCACCCCGCCUGCUUGGCCGCAGCAACGUCUGCAGGCAGCGCCUUCAUUAGAGCCCGAGUUGAUGAACGCCUUUGUGAAGCUCGAGACCCGGCCACUACAAGACGCAGCGCCACGGGUCGCCACCGCUAGCCACCCCGCGCCGCGUGCAUCGUGGGCUGCACUUUCCGACUUUGUCGCUCCGAUUCCGAUCUUUGUAUCAGUCGAAGCCCCAGCUCCGACCGCCGCGCCAACGCCGGCCAUCCCGCCAGAGCUCGAAGCACCAGCACCGGACCCUUCCAGCUCGAUGCUCCUUGAAGAUACGGAAGUGCGGUCGCCGGUGGCGUCAAUCGACAUUGUGGGUGAAGACGCUGAUGAUGACGCCCGGGAUGACGAUGACCGAGACGAACUACCUUCGCAGCCACCGAUGCUGGACGACGUCGAUGUGUACUACUACGGCGGCGGCGGGUAUGGAUGGACACCCGGCAACGUCGUUGGCGAGGUGGGCGAAAUGUACGAGCUGUCGCAAGACGGGCAUUGAUUGUAACUUCUAAACGAUAUGAUUGCG